AUGUCAGAAUUCAAGAAUAUUGGAGGUCAACUUCGACAAGUCAAAAAGGUUCGAUUACUUUUUGCCAUUAUUUUUGAUAGUUUUUAAUAUUUUUUGAUUCUGAAAUUAUUUUUUAACUAGUUUAAAAACGUAAGGUUUACUAAUUUCUUUUAUAUUUUAUAUUCGAAGCCUCUAUUUUUAGUGUAAUUUUGACAUUUGUUUCAUUUUGAAUGCUGCAGUAUGAUCACCACAGCGUUACGGGUCAGUAAACUAUUGCCUCGAGGUCGAGUUUAUCAGUUUGUCAACGUGCAUUUAGUGUAAAUCUUGAUGAAGUCAAGUUUAAGGACUUGUCGGACAAUGGAUUCGACAGAAUCUCGGAGGAAACGCUACGAGGUUUAUGUGAAUACUUUGAUGAGCUACCAGAGAAAGUGUCUACAUCUUCUGACUACGAUGUAUCUUAUUCUAUGGGUGUGCUUACAGUGGCAUUAGGUCAACCAGGAACUUAUGUGAUAAACAAACAGUCUCCAAACAAGCAGAUUUGGCUGUCUUCACCGGUUUCUGGACCUCAAAGGUAAGGUAAUAUUGACGCUUUUUUAAGUUUGGUGUACUAAAUUUGGUUUUUGAGUUGAUGUUGAGUUGGAAAAGUGAAUUUGCACUAUUUCUAAUAUUUUUAUGUUUUUAGAUACGACUACGUUACCAAUCACAAGUGGUUCUACAGACGUCUGGGGCUAUCAAUACAUGAACUUCUGGAAAAAGAAAUGUCACAAAUAUUUGGCCAAGAAACAUUGAACUUUAAGAAACUGGAAGAAAAGUCGUCUUGA
Messenger RNA from Bursaphelenchus okinawaensis, 800 nucleotides. NCBI's taxonomy places the organism in Eukaryota, Metazoa, Nematoda, Chromadorea, Rhabditida, Aphelenchoididae. The record is from the annotation of a GenBank genome assembly.